Molecule: messenger RNA, 11538 nt
Organism: Homo sapiens (human)
Lineage: Eukaryota; Metazoa; Chordata; Mammalia; Primates; Hominidae
Gene: PDGFC
Product: platelet derived growth factor C
Exons: 7
Coding region: 8354-8902 (182 amino acids)
Biological process (GO): positive regulation of cold-induced thermogenesis
Cellular component (GO): nucleus; extracellular region; membrane
Molecular function (GO): platelet-derived growth factor receptor binding; growth factor activity
Source: RefSeq, a predicted model, not a curated record
AGACUGAGGCUCGCUGUGUCCCUGGCUGGAGUGCAGUGGUGCGAUCUUGGCUCACUGUAACCUCUGCCUCCUGGGUUCAAGCGAUUCUCCUUCCUCAGCCUCCCAGGUAGCUGAGAUUACAGGCACAUGCCAGCAUGCCCCACUAAUUUUGUAUUUUUAGUAGAGACAGGGUUUCACCAUGUUGGCCAGGCUGGUCUCGGACUCCUGACUCCAGGCGAUCCACUGCCUCAGCCUCCCAAAGUAACUCCCAUUUUUUAAGCCAUCAGAUCUUGUGAGAGUUAUUGCUUAUCAUGAGAACACCACAGGAAAGACCUGCCUCCAUGAUUCAGUUAUCUCCCGCUGGGUCCCUCCCACAACACGUGGGAAUUAUGGGAGCCACAAGAUGAGAUUUGGGUGGGAACACAGAGCCAAACCAUAUCAGGGAGUCACACAGAUAUUUUGAUUUUCCAGUGCAGAUAAAAAUUACAUUUGUACCACCCUAUAGGCUAUUCAGUAUACAGUAGCAUUAUAUCUAAACAACAAUGUACAUACCUUAAGUAAAAAAAAACACUUUAUUGCAAAAAGUCUUAACAAUCAUCUAAGCCUUUAGCAAGUAGUAACCUUUUUGCUGUUAGAGGGUUUUGCCUCAAUGUUAAUGGCUGCUGACUGUUCAAAGUGGUGGUUGCAGAAAUUUGGGGCGGCUGUGGCAGUUUCCUAAACGAAGACAACAAUGAAGUUUGCUGCAUCAAUUGACUCUUCUUUUCACAAAACAUUUCUCUGUAGCAUGUCAUGCCAUUUUACAACAUUUCACCUAUAGUAAAACUUUUUUCAAAAUUGGAAUCAACACUCUCAAUACCUGUUGUUGCUUUAUCAACUAACUUUAUGUAAUACUCAAAUCCUGUGUUGUCAUUUUAACAGUAUAACAGAACACCUCCAUCAGGAGCAGAUUCCAUCUCCAGAAAUCACUUUCUUUGCUCAUCCAUAAAAACAACUCCUCACAACUCCUCAUCCAUUCAGGUUUUAUUAUAAUUUUGCAGCAAUUCACUUACGUCUUCAGGCUCCACUUCUAAAUUUCUUUCUCUUGCUAUUUUCACAUCUCUUUUUAUUUCCACCACAUCUUCCACUGCACUGUUGAACCCCUCAGUGUCAUCCAUGAGAGUGGAAACAACUUUUGAGAUCCAUCUGAGGAAUCACUAUCUCUGGACAGCUAUACCCUAAAUAAAUGGAUUCCUUAAAUAAUAAGACUUGAAACUUCAAAUUACUUCUUGAUUCAUGGGCUUCAGAAUGGUUGUUGUGUUAGCAGGCAUGAAAACAGCAUUAAUAUCCUUGUACAUCUGCAUCAGAACUUUUGGGUGACCAGGUGCGUUAUCAAUGAGCAGUAAUAUUUUGAAAGGAAUCUUUUUUUCUUUCUGAGUAGUGGGUUUAAAAUCUUCAGUAAACCAUGCUGUAAAAAUAGAUAUACUGUCACCCAGGCUUUGUUGUUCUAUUUCUAGAACACAAGCAGAGAUUUAACAUAAUUCUUAAAGGAUCUAGUAUUUUCAGAAAGGUAAAUGAGCAUUGAUUUUAACUUCAAUUCACCAAUGGUGUUAGUCCCUAACAAGAGAGUCUACUUGUCCAAUGGUUCUUUGAAGCUAGCCUUUGACUUUUCCUCACUAGCUAUGAAAGUUCUAGAUGACACCUUCUUCCAACUGAAGACUGUUUCACCUACAUCGACGAUCCGUUGUUUAGUGUAGCCACCUUCAUCUGUCAGCUUAGCUUAUCUUCUGGAUAGCUUGCCACAGCUUCACUUUGUCCUUUUUUGUUAUGGAGACAGCUUCUUUUCUUGAACCUCAUGAACCAACGUCUGCUGGCUUCCAGCUUUUCUGCAGCUUACUCACCUCUCUCACCCUUCAUAGAAUUGAAAAAAGGGCUUUCUGUGGAUUAGAUUUUGGCUUAAGAGAAUGUUGUGGUUGGUCUGAUUUUCUGUUCAGAGAACAAAAACUUUAUUUAGCUCAGCAACAGAAAGUUGUAUCCUUGAAAGUCACCCUGGUAAUUAAUAUAUGAUCAGAAAAGUAAUUGACAAUUUUACUUUGUAGGUUCCUGGGGGCUUUGAAAGAACUAUGUUUAUUUCAGGAAAGGAACAAUAGUAUGUUAUCAUUUGAAAUGAAAACAGUAAAAAUCUGCACUUUCUAUUUAGUAGCCAGAAAAUGUCCAUAAAUCCUGUUUUAGGGCACUGGAAUUUGGAGUAAAUGACCCAUUGUUUGUAUAAAGAUUUAAACAAAGACUGAUCAUCAGCUUUAUUCUUUAUUAUUAAUGUCCUGUGCUUGUUAGUAAAACCCAGUUGCUUGGGUUUUUGUAUCCCUGGAGAGUUUAUUUUUGUUAUCUUUUUCACUGUUAGGCUUCUUACUAAAGAGGGAUUCAAGUAAGUAAAUAACUUAAGAGAAGCAACAGGAAUUGAAAUCUAUAAAGCUUUGUUUUCUCAACUUGGCACAACUGCAUCUGCCUUUGCAGUCUGGGAUUGGAUGAUUGAUUUUAUAUCUUGGAAGCUCAUUUUUAUAUGAGUGUGAAACGAGUCUUUCAAAAUACACUUUGUGAAGAUAACAUUAAUUAGUUACUGUCAUCAACCAACAGGGACAAACCUCUCCUUUUUGUGAUUUCUACAGGAGGAUUGAUUUAACUGUUAAAUUUUGUCAUGUUUUUCAAAGAGCAAUAAAGAAUCCCCCAGGAGGAAGAAUGAGAAAAGAAGCAGCUCAUUUUUGAGGAUAUGCUAUGUACAAAACACCUCAUAAGACAACUGACAGUACCUACCUUUCAGACAAAUUAUCUGAGUCACAGAGAAGUUACAUAAAUUAGUCGUGAUCCCAUAGCAAAUGGUUGAGAAGAUUUAAAGUCAAACAUGUUUCCAUUAUUUAGGACCUAUAAAGUGUCAAGCAUCAUGGUAGUCUUUGGACACAUAAAGUCAACACAGGGCUACUUGGUAGGAGUUACUUCUAGGUAAAAGUCAUUGUUCUCUAAAACUCUAGCCCUGUUAGUGUAUUACAGAAUGCUAUUGGAAAUGGAGCUUAUAGACUAUAUGAAGAAUCUGUAACAGAGGACAUGGAAGCAGAGAAGUUUUUUUAAUGUUAGACCAAUGAUUUGUAUUACAUCUGAAAUGCUCCAAAAUCUGAAACUUUUUGAGUGUCAACAUGAAGCUCAAAGGAAAUUCUCAUUGGAGUAUAUUGCAUUUUGCAUUUUCUGAUUAGGAAUGCUCAACCGGUAAGUAUAUAUAAUGCAAAUAUUACAAAAUCUUAAAAAAUUCAAAAUCUAAAAUACUUCUGGUCACAACCAUUUUGGAUAAGGGCCACUCAGCCUGUAUCACUGUCAGUUCUGUACUGGGAAGCCAUAUGUGUUUUUGAACAAAGGAAUUAUGUUAUUUAGAUUGACUUUGUUAAUUGUAAUUUUUAAUAAAAAUUUACAAUUUUCUGGUGAAUUUUAUCUCUAGUAAAAUUUAGUCUGUGAUAUUUUGCUUACAUUCUACUUUGCUAAACCAUUUCCUUAUUCCUAAGCACGGAAUGAUUGGAUCUGGUGACUGGACUUCACUGCUCCUUGCUCUCACCCUCCUCAGCAAAUUUCAGUUUUACCUCCUCUCCUCUCACAGUUUUAAUUCCUAGGUCUAAAUUACAGAUAGCCAUCUGCCUACCCCCAACUCAUGCACCUAUUUACUAAUUUCCCAAAUAUUUUUAAGCGCUUUCUAUGUGCCAGGCCUUGAGUGCACAAAUAUUCGUUAAGUGCUUUCCAUGUGCCAUGCCUUGGGGCAUGGUGGUAAGUAAGGCAAACCUAGUCCUAUACCUCGGGAACUUACCUUCUAAUUGAGGAGGCAAACAAGAAACAGCAAUUAGUCUAAUUGCUUUAUUAUAUGUGCUAUGAGAGACAAGGAUAACAUGUUAGGAGAGCAUAUUAGAAAAGGGGUGAGAAUAGGGAAUUAUCCUAGCAGGGUAGAUCAGGGAGAUGACAUUUGUGCUGAGACCUAAAGAGUGAAUAGAGUUAACCAAGCAAAAAAAUGUGGGAUGCAGGUUGCCGGGGAGAGGUUGGGUGUCAGCUGGGGUCACCAAAGGGAUGAACUCAGAAGAGGAAGUAUAUUUUAUUUUAUUUCCCAUCUGAAUUUUCUAGCACCAUAGUGUCUGCACAUUUAGAUUUUAUUAAAUAAAAAUGUAAAGUAGUAUAUUUUGCUUCACUUCCUGAUUGCACAUUCCUAGAAUAUUGGAAUUUAUAUUUUAACUACCACAGUGCCUCGAAUAAUCCUUUGCAUAUAAUAUUUUCUCUACUGGUACUUGAUUUAAUAUACUAACAUUUUUUGCUUGAUUUGGAAUGGAGUCGGUAAAGAAGAAAGAAUUUUUUUAUAAAAAUAACUUACAUAGUCAUUACUUACCCUAUUAUAAUUUCACGAUUGACUUACAAUUAUUUAGUUAUGGUCAUUUGAAUGUGCUACUUAAAAUUUGUCAUGAGUAAUUUUUAGAUUAAAGAAGAGCAAUGUUGAAAAUGAAACUACUUGUGUAUUUAGAAAGGUGAUUACAAUUGACAGUAUUUUAUUGUACAUUUUAAAAUAACUAAGAGUAAAAUUGGAUUAUUUCCGUAACACUGAGAAAGGAUAAAUGCUUCAGGUCAUGGAAACCCCAUUUUCUCUAUUAUAUAUAAUAAUGUGAUUAUUAAGCAUUGUAUGCCUGUAUCAACAUAUCUCAUGUACCUCAUAAAUAUAUACACUUAUUAUGUACCCACAAAAUUAAAAAUUAAAAAAAGAAAAAGGAAAACAGAAAGGUGUGUAGAAGCUAUAUCAUUUAGUGGUGUUGAAAGUUUUAAUUUGAGAUGUUUAGAUAAAUGGACCACUCUUUUUCAGGUUGUAUUGUUUUUGACUGUUGAAAAGCAGAAUGCAGAUACAUUCAUUUUAUUAAUUGUAGAGCUCUUAUACUUUUGAAAGAGAGCAAGUUAUUGUGCUUUAGAAUUGUACUGACUUUUUUUUGUUUUGAUGGUGUCUUAACGAAUAAAAAUAAUCUUAUUAACAACAAUAAAAAUUCCUAGAUUUCGUAGCUUUAAUAAAGAUAACACUUAUCUCACCAGGUAAUAUGAAAAAUAACAUACAGUUUUAAGAUUCCAAGGUUCUCACCAGAAGCUCUAUAUUAUGAAGAAGAGACUGCUGUUAUAAUUUUGUGUAUAAAGAAGAAUCAAGCAGGGAAAUUAAGGAGAAAUCCAAGUAACCAAGACCUUUAACAGUGUACACAAUGACUGAACUUUUUAUAGGCUUUCUCAAACUUUUUCAUUUUCAUGCGAUAUAUAAACCCUGCCCCUGCAGUCAUGUGUAUUUCCCUAUGACUUAAUUUUCUCAUCUGUCAAAUGGGGUACUAAAUAGUACCUGUUUCAGAGUGUAUUGGAAGAUUAAGUAAUUUGAAGUUUAGAAGAUGUCUAAUACUCAGUGAGUACACAAUUAAUAUUAGCUGUUGUUUGCUCAAUAGUCCAAAUGAUCAAGUAACUUUUUUCAAUAAGGAAACACAUCUUUUUGAACCUUUCGUAAACAAGUUCUUUAGUUGUUUUUACAUAACUAAACAAAUACUUAUUUGGGUUAAUUUGGUUUCUUUAAGGAGAACCUUGAAGAACUUUUCCCCAACAUUUUAUAAUUUAAAAUAUUGUGAGAAAGUGACUAGAAACAGAUACUUUUCCAUUAAGUUUAUAAAGGACAUAGGGAAACUUUAUAUGCACACUCAGGUCAUUGUUUUGUUUUGUUUGUGGUUUUUCAAUACAAGAAAGUAUUUGCUUUUGAUUCUUUUUCUGUUCCAACUCAUGUUUUCUUCCUCGGGAGCAGCUGUCAUUCUUAGGUAGAAUCUCCUUUCUUUGUGUACUCUAUUAACUUCUCUUCCAUCUCAGAGUAAUUGAUUCCUCAGCAUUUUAUUGAUGAUAUGGAACAGCUUUUGAAAUAAUUUCUUCAGUUUUCUGUGCGAAAUCACUUUUUUUCCCCCCAACAGGGUUUUGCUCUGUCACCCAGGCUGGAAUGCAGUGGUACAACCUAGGCUCACUGCAGCCUCUGCCUCCCAGGUUCAGAUUACAGGCGUGCAGCACCACACCUGACUAAUUUUUGUAUUUUUAUUAGAGAUGGGGUUUCACCAUGUUGGCCAGUCUGUUCUCAAACUCCUGACCUCAAGUGAUCUGCCCACCUCAGCCUCCCAAAGUGCUGGGAUUACAGGCGUGAGCCACUGCGCCCGGCCUUAAAUCACUUUUGAGGUAGAUGUUUUUCUUUCCGAUAUGUCGGGACAAAAUUACCUUUUCUUGUGCUGCAGCAUUUUUUUCAUAGUCUUCAUAUAUUUAUUUUACUAUUUACCUUGCUUGAAUGAAGAGACAUCUGGUGAGACUAGGUUUUUACUGGCAGAUAAGAUGUGUGGACUUUCUUCUAAUGGCUCAACUUCCACAUGAGUGAUGGUCAUAUUCCCUUUCCAUCUCUGUAACUAGAAGGAAGGUUGAUAAGCUUAGAUUCAGCCCAGUUCUCAGUGGCUAGCAUCAUAUGAAAUGAAGUCAGGGUGUCUUUUAUCUCUGUUGCCUCUGAUUGUUAUUGUGUUCCAUAUGGUGACAUCAUAGACAUCUACAAAUUCCACCAUAUGCAGUUACCAGGAUCAUCCCUGAAUACACCCUGUUGAUAACAGUUAACUUGCGGGUGUACCUCCUGCACUGCAGGCUUAACAGCUGCCAUCUCUGUUUCUUUCUUCUUUCACUCAUCAAUUAUUUUUGCUUUUUUUCCCUGUUAAUUGCAAUAUCUGAAUGGCCAUACACAUAGGAGGUUGUGAAUAGUACUCUGGCCAUUUAAAAAUAAUGUUUAAAAUAGGGAAAUAGGCCAGAUCUGGUAGCUUGUGCUUGUAAUCCCAGCACUUUGGGAGGCCAGAGUGGGCACAUUGCUUGAGCUCAGGAGUUAGAGACAAGCCUGGACACCAUGGCAAAAACCCUUCUCUACAAAAAAAUACAAAAAUUAGCUGGGCAUCAUGAGGUGAACCUGUAGUCCUAGCUACUCAAGAGGCUGAGGUGGGAGGAUGGUGUGAGCCCCAUAGGUAGAGGUUGCAGUGAGCUGAGAUUGCGCCACUGCACACGAACCUAGGCAACAUACUGAGACCCUGUAUUUAAAAAAAAAAAAUUAAAAAAAGAGAAAAUGUAUUUAGUCUUUUAUAAAUGCAGUGUUUUUGGCUAAGAGGCAAUUCAAGGGAAGAUGUUAAACAUCUUCUUUCCUUUUUCUCAAGUGUGUUGGCUUUUUUGUUUCUUGAGCUAAAUCAUAGGCAGGCUACUGAUUCAUUUUUUAUUUCAAUUUCAUUGACUUUGUUAUUUGUAGAAAUUCUUGGCAAAGCAUAUAAGGACUGUUUUGCUAGUAAUAGGUUUCAGUUAUAUUUGAGUUUUCAUCGUUUUUAGGGACUAUCUUAGAAAUCACUUUAUACUUAAGCCUCUCAAAGGAGAGGCUUAAGUUGGAGUGCUCAAAACUAGCUAUUUAAUAAAUGGUUAGACUAUUCAAAUAAAUAUUACAGAGCUGAUGAUCUAUAAUAUUUUUCCUUCUUAAUUCUAUGAAAAAGGUAAUUUUAUGGUGUCUAUUAAUUUUUUCCUUUUGUAUUAUGGUUAAGACAAUUUAUUAACUGUAUAAUACACAGCUAUAUGUUAUCAUCUGUGACAUUUUGUGAACAUCCCAUAAGUUAAUGUCACGUAUCAGAGAUAAUGUUCAAAGCUGUUUAUUUUCUAGAAAAUACUUUAUGUCUAGUAUUUGACCAUGCCACACUGCCAUCAGUAUUGUAAGUCUCCUGAGAACUACUGCUGCACAUGAUGAUAUAUGCAUAUGACACAAUAAACACCAGAUCAUAGUUGUAAUUCAUGGAUGAGGUUGGGCUUUCAGUGUUUUGAGCAGGAAAGACUUGAUAGCUUCAGACAAUUUAGUGAGUAAGGGAACGAUCUUUUGGAGGACUGGGAUGUAGGAACUAUAUCCAAGCAUCUGGACUGGCAUAGAAAAGAGGAGAAAGAACAUUUAAAAGGAGUACAAGAUCCUCAGCAUGAGAGAAUUAUUACUGUGUCUACUAAUGGAAGUAUUCACAGCCCAAGGUUUCCUCAUACUUAUCCAAGAAAUACGGUCUUGGUAUGGAGAUUAGUAGCAGUAGAGGAAAAUGUAUGGAUACAACUUACGUUUGAUGAAAGAUUUGGGCUUGAAGACCCAGAAGAUGACAUAUGCAAGUAUGAUUUUGUAGAAGUUGAGGAACCCAGUGAUGGAACUAUAUUAGGGCGCUGGUGUGGUUCUGGUACUGUACCAGGAAAACAGAUUUCUAAAGGAAAUCAAAUUAGGAUAAGAUUUGUAUCUGAUGAAUAUUUUCCUUCUGAACCAGGGUUCUGCAUCCACUACAACAUUGUCAUGCCACAAUUCACAGAAGCUGUGAGUCCUUCAGUGCUACCCCCUUCAGCUUUGCCACUGGACCUGCUUAAUAAUGCUAUAACUGCCUUUAGUACCUUGGAAGACCUUAUUCGAUAUCUUGAACCAGAGAGAUGGCAGUUGGACUUAGAAGAUCUAUAUAGGCCAACUUGGCAACUUCUUGGCAAGGCUUUUGUUUUUGGAAGAAAAUCCAGAGUGGUGGAUCUGAACCUUCUAACAGAGGAGGUAAGAUUAUACAGCUGCACACCUCGUAACUUCUCAGUGUCCAUAAGGGAAGAACUAAAGAGAACCGAUACCAUUUUCUGGCCAGGUUGUCUCCUGGUUAAACGCUGUGGUGGGAACUGUGCCUGUUGUCUCCACAAUUGCAAUGAAUGUCAAUGUGUCCCAAGCAAAGUUACUAAAAAAUACCACGAGGUCCUUCAGUUGAGACCAAAGACCGGUGUCAGGGGAUUGCACAAAUCACUCACCGACGUGGCCCUGGAGCACCAUGAGGAGUGUGACUGUGUGUGCAGAGGGAGCACAGGAGGAUAGCCGCAUCACCACCAGCAGCUCUUGCCCAGAGCUGUGCAGUGCAGUGGCUGAUUCUAUUAGAGAACGUAUGCGUUAUCUCCAUCCUUAAUCUCAGUUGUUUGCUUCAAGGACCUUUCAUCUUCAGGAUUUACAGUGCAUUCUGAAAGAGGAGACAUCAAACAGAAUUAGGAGUUGUGCAACAGCUCUUUUGAGAGGAGGCCUAAAGGACAGGAGAAAAGGUCUUCAAUCGUGGAAAGAAAAUUAAAUGUUGUAUUAAAUAGAUCACCAGCUAGUUUCAGAGUUACCAUGUACGUAUUCCACUAGCUGGGUUCUGUAUUUCAGUUCUUUCGAUACGGCUUAGGGUAAUGUCAGUACAGGAAAAAAACUGUGCAAGUGAGCACCUGAUUCCGUUGCCUUGCUUAACUCUAAAGCUCCAUGUCCUGGGCCUAAAAUCGUAUAAAAUCUGGAUUUUUUUUUUUUUUUUUGCUCAUAUUCACAUAUGUAAACCAGAACAUUCUAUGUACUACAAACCUGGUUUUUAAAAAGGAACUAUGUUGCUAUGAAUUAAACUUGUGUCGUGCUGAUAGGACAGACUGGAUUUUUCAUAUUUCUUAUUAAAAUUUCUGCCAUUUAGAAGAAGAGAACUACAUUCAUGGUUUGGAAGAGAUAAACCUGAAAAGAAGAGUGGCCUUAUCUUCACUUUAUCGAUAAGUCAGUUUAUUUGUUUCAUUGUGUACAUUUUUAUAUUCUCCUUUUGACAUUAUAACUGUUGGCUUUUCUAAUCUUGUUAAAUAUAUCUAUUUUUACCAAAGGUAUUUAAUAUUCUUUUUUAUGACAACUUAGAUCAACUAUUUUUAGCUUGGUAAAUUUUUCUAAACACAAUUGUUAUAGCCAGAGGAACAAAGAUGAUAUAAAAUAUUGUUGCUCUGACAAAAAUACAUGUAUUUCAUUCUCGUAUGGUGCUAGAGUUAGAUUAAUCUGCAUUUUAAAAAACUGAAUUGGAAUAGAAUUGGUAAGUUGCAAAGACUUUUUGAAAAUAAUUAAAUUAUCAUAUCUUCCAUUCCUGUUAUUGGAGAUGAAAAUAAAAAGCAACUUAUGAAAGUAGACAUUCAGAUCCAGCCAUUACUAACCUAUUCCUUUUUUGGGGAAAUCUGAGCCUAGCUCAGAAAAACAUAAAGCACCUUGAAAAAGACUUGGCAGCUUCCUGAUAAAGCGUGCUGUGCUGUGCAGUAGGAACACAUCCUAUUUAUUGUGAUGUUGUGGUUUUAUUAUCUUAAACUCUGUUCCAUACACUUGUAUAAAUACAUGGAUAUUUUUAUGUACAGAAGUAUGUCUCUUAACCAGUUCACUUAUUGUACUCUGGCAAUUUAAAAGAAAAUCAGUAAAAUAUUUUGCUUGUAAAAUGCUUAAUAUCGUGCCUAGGUUAUGUGGUGACUAUUUGAAUCAAAAAUGUAUUGAAUCAUCAAAUAAAAGAAUGUGGCUAUUUUGGGGAGAAAAUUAUGUGUGUGUGUGCUCAAGAUUUAUUUCUUGGACUCUGAGAAAAUGAAAGAUAAAAUUUUCUGUUAUGAUUUUCAUUUAGCAAAAGCAUAUGUCAAUUCAAAAGACAAAAAAAGGGAAGAUACCUGUGAGCCUUCUCUGCCUCUUGUUUCCAAUGCCUUUGAGCAAUGGUUUUAUUUUUCUUACUGGUCUUAAUACAGAUUUCUGGUAAUUUAAGUUUCACCUGACUUGAAAGUUGUAUGGUUUAUGAAAUGCUUGGUGAUAGGUGGUAUGGUAGUAUGAAACUGGAAAAAAACUUGCAGGUUUCCACUCAUGUCUUCAUUGUCACUGGCAACUACUAAAUGGGGUGAGCAUAAAUUGAUUUGGUGCAUGGAUUAUUGUACAUUGCACACUUCAAGAUAUGGUUCCUCAGUUCCAGACAUAGAUUCCUAUUCAGGGCUGGUAUCUUCAGCAUCCUUUCCUCAGCCUUUCAACUUGGCAGAGAUGUCUAGUGUCCAGGGCCUUCUGUCUUCAGACUGCUCUUCAGGCAAGCACCCUUUUCCUGUGCUUUGACACCUGCAGUUCUGCCCUGCCUCCAACUAUGUGGAAAACAAAGAAACAAAAUGAGCCUAUGUGUUCUGUCUUACUUCCUUACCUUUUCCUGGUUUUGUCCUAUCCAUAUAGAGGCCAACUAGAUAUAUGGAAUAUGCAACGUAGUAAGUAGUUGGCAGUUUACAACUUUCAUUAGUAUAGUAAAGACUACUAAGUCUUAGUAAAUAGCCUGUUUAACUGUGUUUAAUCCAUUGUUUCCCAUCUUUGAACGAAAUAUAUUUUCCCUUUUUUAAUAUUUAUUUUUUGUUUACUUAUAAAAUCUUGACAGCCAGAAGAGAUCAUAAGGGUAGCAGUCCUCAGUUGCCAGUCGGUGAGUGGUUACCAUGUGAGGACUAACCACUUUAUAAUCACUUACUCAUAGAUCGUCCUGUGUAUUUUACUAAACACACACACACACACACACACACAUAAAUAGCACAUGACCCUAAUUUCUGAGAAGUACAGUAAGUAUUGACUGUAUUGACCACACACCGUUUUGUGUAUGAUAUCUGUUUCAAGCCUUUGUCCUUGAGACAUGGGCUGUUUUGCCCAGUGAUGUUUACUAAAAUAAAAGCAAGCCUUAAAUGUCA